Molecule: messenger RNA, 962 nt
Organism: Osmia bicornis bicornis
Lineage: Eukaryota; Metazoa; Arthropoda; Insecta; Hymenoptera; Megachilidae
Exons: 6
Coding region: 177-614 (145 amino acids)
Source: RefSeq, a predicted model, not a curated record
ACAAGUGUUAGUGCGACAGUUUCCUCAUCUCUCUCUUGGUGUUCCAGAUUCAACAGCGAUUAUUCAACGAUUUCACAGCGAACAUCAAAGCGAUUUUUCAUAUAUUGUAUUCUACAGUUCCACGAAACAGCAAGAAAAAAUGCAGUGUGAGAGGAUGCAGGAACCAAGAUACAAGGAUGUUUACCUUGCCCCCUGGAGAAAAGGAUAAGGAGAGGAUGAUGCAGUGGGUGGAAGCAUGUGACAACCCAAUUUUGUCACUGCUUCCACCUGAAAAACUAAAAUACCGGGUAGUCUGCAGCAGCCACUUCGAGAGCAAAUAUAUUAUGACGAAGAAGCUGACAACGUCAGCAGUUCCAACACUGAACGUAUCAGGCAAACCUGACUGCACCGGGGGAGUGGACGAUAAGAGUGGCAUCGUGGGACAUGUGGAAUACACAGCACUUCCUGGACCAUCCAGAGAAAUCCAAUGCAACGACUUAGACAGACUAAGUCUAAAAGAAGAGAAGCCAUUGCAUAAUGGAGAUUGUGCUGUCCCUGGAAGAGAGCAUCAGCGAUCACAAGCCCAGAAAGGUAAUAUACUGAAGAUGCUCAGGGCACCGACGAGAUACUGUUAAAAACUGCCAGCCUUAUGGGAGUUCGCGGCGGCGAAAAAGGUCGACGUUUUCGUACGCCCUCUAGAAUACAUUGCGGCCGCAGUAAGAAACAGAACCAGAAUCAGUGAGUUUACCAACGACGAGGUUCGGUGCUGAACUGUAUCAUGAGACAUGAGAUGAUAUUUUAUCUGGUCAAUGCUAUUAUUAUUUCUUCGGUGAUUCGAGAUCAGUUCGUUUUACAAACCUUUCGGAGAUACUUUUUAAGACGUAAAAUUUUUUAAAGGAGGUAACUUAAUAACCCUCUUUAGUUCAUUGGAAAUUAUUUUUUUAAUAAAUGACGAACUCUAGUUCUAAGUUUAGGGUAUGUGU